Molecule: messenger RNA, 2900 nt
Organism: Mycena citricolor
Lineage: Eukaryota; Fungi; Basidiomycota; Agaricomycetes; Agaricales; Mycenaceae
Source: the annotation of a GenBank genome assembly
CUUAGAUAGAUCAUUGUAAUCAACAAUUGUCUUGCACGGCGACCGUCCAAUCCUCUCUUACAAACGCUGAGCACAUAUCCGAGGUGUAAGCCCAUCCGCAUCAGGAUCUCGGAAUCCGUGCCGGCACUUUUGGUGCCGUUAGCUUGGUUUGUUCCUUCCAAACAUAGCAGGCAGAGCCUUUUUUUGCGCCUUUCCCUUUCUUCCAUUCCAGAUUUGAAUCUCGUCGUUCCCAGAUCUCUCUCCAGCCCAUUGUUUCCAAGAACUCGGUGACGCACGCGCACUGCUUCUGCUCGGGAGGGACGCCGUUUGCGUAUGUUCUCGAGAGAGUUUGGAAGGAUCGCCGACGAACUUGCCAAGUUUUGCCCAAGUAACAACCGCGUUCCAGAUCUGCAAAGAAUCCAGUCCUGAUACGGACAGACUUCUGCACGGGAGACACGUCUCGAAAUCAAGAUUGAAUCAGCAUCCAAACUAUCACACACCUCAUCUCUGCUCUCGGGCAGUCAUCCGGAGUCAGCCACCGCCCAAAAUGGACUUAGCUCGAUGGCGUAUCCCUCUUAAGCAUGGAAUCCGACAACUUAUGAUUCGAUCUUCUCCCUCUCGACAUCAGUCACCCACGUCGCGCAGUGCAGUGCCUCGCUGGGCUCCAUAUAAACCACACACCUUACGCUCUCACUCCACCAUUCCGAUGCCGGGCACUCUUGUGAGACUCAAAUCCCUCUGCGACGCGUCCGACACGCUCUCUGAUUCCAUUCUCGAAAAGGAUACCAUGUCUGCAUACCUGAACUAUCCCGAGGACGACCAGCUCAUGGCAGUAUCGAGCUCGGACGACCUCCUUUUCGAUUUCGAUGGCGACUUCCCUCCACCAGGCUCCGUUGGCUACGACUCGACGGGCGAGGAAGUACUGGAGUACAAGCCAUUUUUCGAGGAGCACGAUCUCGACCUCCACACUGCUCAGCCAUCGAUGCUAUAUCAGACAGGAAACACCAUGUACUAUGGCCUCCCCGGACUUACCUUGCCGAAGUCCUCGUUAGGAUUCGGAGCAGAUAGUCCCUACUUGGGCCAAUGGGCGCGGCCCGGUAGCGAGAUCGACACAUCACCCAUUCCGUCUCCGUCCUCCCCGAUCCCAAUUCCCUCGUCGGGACCGCAGUCGCCAUCGUUCAUUUCGUACAGCAGCCAUGGGCUGUCGCCGAUGGACACCCAUAUGCGCACGCCCUUCUCACCGUCAGCACUGGUAGCUGCGCUGCCACGGUCUUACUCACCUGCAUCGUCAUUCGAGGAACAUGCAUCUGACUUCGCGGUUCCGCGGAACCAUACGCUGGGUGACUCCAUCUCACCACACGACACCCAGCGGCCGGCAUGGGCUUCUCAGCUGUGGGAUACACAUGCUCCAGGAUCCCCACCACGCGCUGGACAUCAUCGGACUCUGUCAUCGCCGCGGUCAUCUUCACGGCAUUCGCCGCUGACGUUCACGACGGACCGCGUGCGGCGCAACUCGCAGUCGAGUCUGGCGUUCCCAGGAUCCAGUAGUGCACCGUCGGCGGGGCCCAACGGCAUCAACAUCCUCCGGUCGUACAGUCGCCGGGCCGAGUCUCUAACGCCGCUCGACAUCGAGGAUCGUGAUGCCACUGUGCGACGGCGGAAACGAGUGAUUCCCUCGGAGGAUAGCGACCAGGGCGGUGCAGUUGAUUCGAACGCUCCCCAGAAAUCUCUGCUCCGACCUCCCAAGUUGGCGCCAUCUGCCUGGCAGCUUUAUUUCACCGACUGGAUCCAACGACAGCAGGCUUCAAGCCACCGAAAGCUCAAUGUGGCCCAAGCGGCAAAGGAAGCCGGACAAGAUUAUGCCGGAUUGAGCGAAGAGGAGAAGGAGCCCUACAAGCAGCGCUCGCAGGCAGCCAAAGAUCUGCGGGAGCGGGAGCAUAGUGCUUACUUGCGCUCGCUGACCCCGGAUGAUAUCAAGCGCGAGAACGCGUUCCGUUCCGCCCAGCGCAAGGCCGGCAAGUCACGGAAGAGUAACAUUAAGGACCCGAAUGCGCCGAAGAAGCCUCUGAGCGCGUAUUUCAUGUUCCUCCAACGUAUCCGGGCCGAUCCUACUCUUGUCCGAGAAGUUUUUGGAGAAGAGACGGAGACGACCAAGCAGAGUAUAUUGGCUGCUGCCUGGUGGAGGGCCAUGUCUGAUGACGAGAAGAAGCCCUUCCUUGCCCAGGCUGAACAAGAAAAGAUGGAAUAUGAAGCUGCUCGUCGUCUAUACGAGGAAGGCGCGACCAACUUCGGAUCCAGCAUGUCCAGCAUCAACUUCAGCUUCCUGCCGUUGUCGAGCAGUCCCGCUUUCCCUUCGAUUAAACUGGAGUCGGAAAGCGAGGGUGAGGCGACCCACAGCGGGCGCGUCUUCCGCUCGUGAAGCUUGCGCCAUUAGUCUUUCGUUUCCCGCUUUCUUUCGACCUAUGCCCAUGCAGUCCUUUCUUACGACCCAUUGAUGACUUUCUCGACGCUCAUGCCCUAUAUUCGUGGCAUAUUUAUCCUCUCUGGACACCGCCGUGUAUACUAACUAUACUACCUCCGUGUAUUGCUAGACUUUGUUCUCUCCACUCCUAGUAGGUAGAUUCACUAGUGACAUACUGACUGCUCUAUACCUGAUAUGCUCCGGCUGUACGUACGAUACCACGUGCUUAUGAAUGCAGCUAAUCUCCUGUGAUCCGCUCGUUAUUCGCUAGAACAUCGCAUUUGCGCCAAUCCCGUGCAACUUUCCUUUUCUGGAUUCUUGGCGGCAAGUACCGCAGUCUCUGCCAGUAGAAGCCCUUCAUACAGGAAAUACGGCUCGAAGGGCGCGACAGAUUCAGAGAUCGAGAGGCGUGGGUCGAGCAGGAGAAGAGAGUGUUCCUCGGUUGCAUUAGCUCAGGAGA